GUAGCGAUAGAAUUGGAGAGAGAAGAAUGAAGAUACUUUCUUCUGCUUCUGCGCUGGCUGUUGCUCGCUUCUGCUUCAUCUUCUUCUUAUCAUCAGUUGGAAAAUCCAGAGCUAAAAAUGCCACCACUGACCCAUCUGAAGUGAGAGCAUUGAACUCAGUCUUCCAACAAUGGGACACACAGGCACCAGAUUCCUGGAAUAUCAGCGGCGAACCAUGCAGCGGAACUGCUCUGAGCCGAAAGGACAGCCUUUUCGAAGACAAUACUAACAUCAAUCCGGCCAUCAGAUGCGAUUGCUCUUUCAACAGUGCUACUAUCUGUCACAUCACCGGACUGAGAGUGGUUGAACUGGACAGACGGGGGGUGAUGGCGGAGGAGCUUUUGGCUUUCAAAUUCUUAACCUUUCUAAAGAUCGAUGGAAAUUACUUCACCGGUACCUUGCCGGCAUGGAUUGGGAAUUUAUCUGCAUUGCAGUUCUUGUCUGUUGCUAUCAAUGCAUUCUCUGGGUCCAUUCCUAAAGAGCUUGGAAAUCUUAAGGAGCUAACUCUGUUAUCCAUUCACACAAAUAAUUUCUCUGGAACGCUCCCACCAGAACUUGGUAAUUUAGUCAAACUUGAACGAUUUUACAUUAACAGCUGUGGAGUUGGUGGUGAAAUUCCCUCAACAUUUGCUAACCUUGUAAGCAUGCAAAUAAUGUUUGCAUCAGACUGCCCUUUCACAGGCAAGAUACCUGAUUUCAUUGGCAACUGGACAAACCUUAUAGAAUUGAGAUUGGAAGGGAAUUUCAUUGAAGGUCCCAUACCAUCCAGUUUUUCUAAAUUAACCUCUCUAUAUUCUUUGCGAAUCAAUGGUUUAUCCAAUGUGAGCUCUUCUCUCGAUUUCAUUAUAAAUUUAAUGAGUUUAGAUGAGUUAAUUUUAAGAAAUGCAUUAAUUACUGGUAGGAUUCCAUCUGCUAUUGGACAACUCCAAGCUUUACGAAAACUGUUUCUUGGAAAUAAUAGUCUGUCUGGUACCAUCCCUAGCCAAAAGAGUGAAAACCUAAUGAAUAUAGAUUUAUCUUACAAUUUUCUGUCUGGAAGCUUUCCCUCAUGGGUGAACACAAUCUCACAACUGAAUCUAGUAGCCAACAACUUCACAUUUAACAGCUCAAACAUAAGAAAGAAAUUUCAAGCAGAGGGGAAAAGGCAUAGACGAUUGUAUUUUAGAGUGUUCUUAGACUACUUUCCUGAUGCAAACUUCGCAAUCAAUUGUGGUGGCCUGGAGAUGAUUGUGGAUGGGAUAACAUAUGAGGCUGAAGCCUCUUCUCUUGGCACAGCAUCAUCUAAUGUAAUCGAUACUGAGAAAUGGGCGGUUAGCAAUGUGGGUUUGUUUUCUGGGGGAAAUACAAACUACAUGCAAGACGCCUCGGCACAAGUGAGCAACACAAACUCACCGAUCCUUUAUCAAACUUCAAGGAUAUCCCCUGGAUCACUCAGAUACUAUGGCUUAGGCCUAGAGAAUGGGCCUUAUACAAUUAGCUUGCUUUUUGCAGAGAUAGAUUUCAAAGAUCGAAGCACACAAACUCGAGAGAGUCUGGGAAGGCGAGUUUUUGAUAUUUAUAUUCAGGGAACAAUUGUAUUGAAGGAUUUUGACAUAUCAAAAGAGGCAGGUGGGGCUGACAGAGCAAUUAAUAAGAAUUUCAUUGCCACCGUGACAAAGAACUAUCUUGAAAUUCACCUAUUCUGGGCUGGUAAGGGAACAUGCUUGGUACCACAAGAUGGUCACUAUGGACCAUCCAUUUCAGCAAUCAACGUGGUAUCAAAUUUCACACCAGCUGUAAGUGGGAUUCCCCCACGCACAGCAAAAGAGAAUAGGACUGGGUUGAUUGUUGGGGUUGCAGUUCCUGUCGGAGUUGUCACCUUCACCUUGAUAUUGAUAUUUUUAGUCUUCUACUCGAGAAGGAGAAAUGAUGAUGAUGAGGAAGGGCUUCUUGGAAUAGGACCCAGACCAAAUACCUUCAGCCAUGCUGAGUUGAGAGCUGCAACAGAUGACUUCAGUCCCUCAAAUAAGUUAGGAGAAGGGGGAUUUGGUCCAGUGUACAAGGGUAAACUUUCUGAUGGGCGGGUAGUAGCUGUGAAGCAGCUUUCAGUAGCAUCUCGCCAAGGGAACAGCCAAUUUGUUACUGAGAUUGCUCUCAUAUCUGUGGUGCAACAUCGCAACCUUGUUCAACUGUACGGAUACUGCAUCGAAGGAAAUAGACGCCUCCUUGUUUAUGAGUAUCUUGAGAACAAAAGCCUUGACCAAGCACUCUUUGGAAAAAGAAAGUUGCAUCUUGAGUGGCCAACCAGGUUCAGUAUCUGCCUGGCAACUGCAAGAGGACUAGCUUAUCUUCAUGAGGAAUCAAGGCUGAGGAUCAUACACAGAGACGUGAAGGCAAGUAACAUUUUGCUUGAUGCGGAGCUGUGUCCGAAAAUAUCUGACUUUGGAUUAGCAAAGCUAUAUGAUGACAAGAAAACUCACAUCAGCACCCGGGUUCAAGGAACUAUUGGCUAUUUGGCACCAGAGUAUGCAAUGCGUGGCCACCUCACUGAGAAGGCAGAUGUUUUUGGCUUUGGUGUUGUUGCUUUGGAAAUCGUUAGUGGAAGACCAAACUCUGACAACAACCUGGACAAUGACAAGAUCUAUCUUCUUGAAUGGGCAUGGACUCUGUAUGAAAGCAACCAAUGUCUUGGUCUGGUGGAUCCAACUCUAGUGGAGUUUGAUGAAAAUGAAGCUUUAAGAAUGAUAAGAGUGGGACUCUUGUGCACACAAGCAUCACCAAUGAUGCGACCACCCAUGUCAAGUGUUAUAGCUAUGCUUGCUGGGGAUAUCGAAGUGAGCCCUGAUGCGUCAAAACCAAGUUAUUUAACUGACUGGGAUUUUAAGGACAUAACAGCCAGCAUUGAGGCUGAAAACACACCAUCUAGUGGAUCUAAACACAGUGAUAACAAGAACAAGAACAAGAACGAUCUUAAUCCAGGGAUAGAGCUGGUGCCUUCUCCAUUAAACAUCACUGAAUUCAGUGACAUUAUUGAGGAAGGAAGGUGAGAGAUGUUUUUCCUUAAAAGCUCCAUUUUGCCACUUCUGCUUUGACCUCUGCCAUACAUUUUCUAGCUCAAUAAAGUAGAUACUGAAAUUGUGUGAAUUUCUGUCAUUCGAACCCUUUAUAUGUUGAUCAUUUCUCUCUGUGUAAAUUGAAUGAGAUAUUGAAAUAUUGGCAUGCAAUAAGGCUGCAGUGUUUGUAACUCAUGGAUGUCAUUCCUAUCGUGUGGUAAUAUACUUCGAAGCUAUAG
Rubroshorea leprosula is the source of this 3310-nucleotide messenger RNA. Lineage: Eukaryota; Viridiplantae; Streptophyta; Magnoliopsida; Malvales; Dipterocarpaceae. The record is from the annotation of a GenBank genome assembly.